This is a messenger RNA of Pseudomassariella vexata, 1390 nucleotides long. Its product is annotated as vacuolar-sorting protein SNF7. The coding region runs from base 402 to 1079 and encodes 225 amino acids. The transcript is spliced from 4 exons. NCBI's taxonomy places the organism in Eukaryota, Fungi, Ascomycota, Sordariomycetes, Amphisphaeriales, Pseudomassariaceae. Gene Ontology annotation, cellular component: multivesicular body; ESCRT III complex; cytoplasmic side of plasma membrane. Gene Ontology annotation, biological process: late endosome to vacuole transport via multivesicular body sorting pathway; vesicle budding from membrane. The record is from RefSeq and is a predicted model, not a curated record.
AAUUGGCGGAAUACUGCCAUUGGAUUCGGCACUUGACACUUGACCACCUGCCACAGCGCUAGGCAAUCAUCAACUUCGCGCAGGUGAGUACUCUUGCAUCAUACCCUACAAACCAGACCCGGCUAGGCUUCACUUUUUGACGACCGAACAACACGCCACACAAUUACGACUCCUCCGAUAACAACAACCACCCCUUUCCUCGUACACCGUCGAUCUCGAAAGCCCAUAUACCAUCAUUUGCGACGUACAAGCCUCUAUCGUUUGGCCUACCUCGGAGGCCGCGUACCCCGCCAUCGAGCUUCUGGCACCAUCGCAAAACUCCACAGGCUUGACAAAGCACUGUCUAUCAUCGGUAACCGUCCCCUCGACCGAUUCUCCUAUCCGCACAUCGUGCGAUCAACAUGUCAGGCGUCUGGGGCUGGUUUGGGGGAGGUGCGGCCCAGAAGAAGAAGGACAGCCCCAAAAACGCCAUCCUCGACUUGAGAGCGCAGCUUGAUAUGCUGCAAAAGCGCGAAAGGCACCUUGAGAAUCAGAUGGCUGAGCAAGAUGCCAUCGCCCGGAAGAUGAUCAACACAAACAAGAAUGCCGCGAAGACUGCCUUGAAGCGGAAGAAGGCUCAUGAGCACAGUCUGGAGCAAACGCAAUCACAGAUGGGGUCGCUGGAGCAACAGAUUAACGCCGUAGAGUCGGCCAAUAUCAACAAAAAUACCCUCGCGGCAAUGGAGAGGGCGAGCGAAGCCAUGAAGCAAAUCCAUGGCAAGCUAACGCCAGAAAAGGUCGACGAGACUAUGGACAAACUCAGAGAACAAAAUGCGCUCAGCGAGGAGAUCGUCAGCGCUAUUACCAGCAAUCAUAUCGGCGAGCCCAUCGACGAGGACGAGCUGGAGAACGAGCUGGAGUCAUUGCAGCAAGAAGCACUGGAUGAGCAGAUGCUUAAGUCGGGCACAGUUCCCGUGUCAGAUUCCAUCAACAGGAUGCCGGCGGUUGCGAAUGGAGAAAUCAAGGGCAAGCCAGCUGCAAUCGAAGAAGACGACGAAGAGGCAGAGCUCAGGAAGCUGCAAGCUGAGAUGGCCAUGUGAAAGCUUGCCUCCUGAACCCUGUUUGUUUUUCCGGUGUUCUGCGGAUCAUGGAAGCGCAUGCUUGGGUGGAAUGAAGUUGUCCAUCGAGGAUACUUGGGUGUGGUUUGGUUUUCUCAUGCGGCAACAAUUGAAGCUAAGCGAGGCCUGUAUCAUUGCCAUGUCAUCCUUGAAUUUGUCUUUGCCCCCUGUGUUUUCGGCUUUCUAUCCACUGGCGUCGGAGUCGGUUUGCGAUGGUACUUCAUCUGAAAGUGCACAACUGCGUCCGUGUAUUGCUUUGGAGGAUUCUCCGUUCUAGAUAUACUGCCAACCUA